CCGAAGACUCCUACUUUCUGGUGAUGCAAUUCGCAAACAACGGGACUUUACGUGAAUUUUUGGAAGAGAAACGCGAUACUUUAGAUUGGGCUAAAAAGAUAUCACUGGCAUAUCAAAUUGCUGAUGGUGUUCAUUAUAUUCAUUCGCUUGAUAUAAUUCAUCGAGAUUUGCAUUCCAAAAAUAUUUUAUUGCAUGAUAAUCGAAUAAAAAUCUCGGAUUUCGGUUGUUCAAAGGACAUUAAUAGCAAAUCUUCCAGCAUACCAACAAUUCAAGGCGCCAUACCGUAUAUUGAGCCUAAAAUGUUUAUAGAACUCGAAUAUAGGAAAGAUAAAAGAUCAGAUAUUUACAGUUUAGGGGUUUUAUUGUGGGAAAUAUCAAGCUGUUGUAUCCCUUUCAGAGAUCUUAAUUGGCUAGCCCUUUUUAAUGAAAUUAUAAAUGGACUACGUGAAGAGCCAAUUGACAAUACGCCUCUUGAAUACGUGGAGUUAUAUAAAGAUUGUUGGCAGUUUGAGCCAAAAAAUCGGCCUUUAAUCCAAGAGUAUCUUAUUAUUUUGGAAUAA
Molecule: messenger RNA, 560 nt
Organism: Ambispora leptoticha
Lineage: Eukaryota; Fungi; Glomeromycota; Glomeromycetes; Archaeosporales; Ambisporaceae
Source: the annotation of a GenBank genome assembly